AUGGCAAGGGAUUUCGAUAUUCUACUCCUGGGUUCCAUCCCAGCCUUGAUCCUUCUCCACCUCUUAGUUUCCCCAUACACCAAGGUCGAAGAGUCCUUUCAUGUGCAGGCGAUCCAUGAUAUUGUGACUUAUGGCAUUCCUUCUGGAAACGCCACUGUAUUUUUCCAGAAACAUUAUGACCAUUUCUCCUUCCCGGGAGCUGUUCCCCGGACAUUCGUUGGAGCAUUGGCCCUGUCGGGCAUUUCGCGGCCGUUUAUAUGGUUGAAUGAGAAUGUCGAUAAGCAGUUUCUCGCACGAGGAUUAUUGGGCCUCUUCAAUGCCUACGCCUUGCUUACCUAUGCCUCUGGUGUGCGUCGAGCAUUUGGCAACACUGCGGCCACUUGGUAUCUCCUGUUCCAGGCGAGCCAAUUCCAUGUGAUAUACUAUGCGUCGCGAACGUUGUCGAAUAUGUUUGCUUUUGGUAUCACCACGCUGGCGUUGGGAUACCUUCUUCCUGAACCUAUCCCCCCAGAGCAGUACCGCAAGAGAGCCCGUCUUGCCCUGUACCUCUUAACGAUUUCGGGGAUCAUCUUCCGCUCUGAGAUCGCAAUCCUCCUCGGUGUCCAGACUAUUUUUCUCUUCCUCACCGGCCGCAUCAGGAUCCGCCAGGAGAUCGUCCCUGCUGGGUUGUGCGGGUUGCUGAUCGGUCUGACCAUCACAGUCGGGAUCGAUUCGUUCUUCUGGCAGCAGUACCCCAUGUGGCCGGAAUUUGAAGCUUUCAAAUUCAACGUCAUUUCAGGUCAGGCCUCUGCCUGGGGCACCCAUCCAUGGCAUUUCUAUUUCACCAGCGCGCUUCCGCGGCUUCUCCUCAACCCCAUGACCUAUGUCGUUUGCAUCCCGUUCUCAGUCCUUCAUCCUUCAAUCCGCUCUUCAUCUCUCUAUGUACUCCUGCCUUCCCUCAUCUACAUCGCUAUCUACAGCUUCCAACCCCACAAGGAAUGGCGCUUCAUCGUCUACGCCGUCCCUCCCCUAACCACCGCCGCCGCCAUCGGGUCCUCAUAUAUCUGGACGCACAGAGCCAAAACCCUCAUAUACCGCAUCCAAUGCAUACUCCUCAUCCUCUCCACCCUCUUCGCCUUCACCAUCUCCAACCUCGUCCUCCUCCCCGCCUCCUCCGCAAACUACCCCGGGGCCCACGCCCUGAACGCACUUCACAAACACGCCCACAACUCCCAACAGGUGAUAAACGUCCACCUAGGCAAUCUAGCCUGCCAAACAGGCGUGACACGUUUCCUCGAAAUGCCCCCUCCAGCAUCUCCCCUCUUUACCCUCCCGGGCUCCCCAGAUGGAUCAAUCCCAUCUCUCCGCAGCGGCAGCACCCGGUGGAUCUACGACAAGACAGAAGACAAACAACGCAAAGAGAAGCGCAGCUUCUGGAGUCUGAUCGACUAUGCCCUCGUCGAACCACACGAGGAACGUCGUGUGAUGGCUAGUUCCAGAGACGGAGAUAAAUGGCGCGUUGUCGAUGUCGUAGAUGGGUUCGCGGGAGUGAGGGUGUUACGGCCCGGUCAAGCUCCUGAAGGUCAUGUGGAAGAUGAUAUCGUUAGGUAUGUUUUGGGUGAUGAGGGGGUUAAAUGCUGGAAUCGGGUACGGGGAAUGCUGCGGAAGUACGUGACGAGGGGAUGGUGGGUUGAAGUGAGGAUGGAGCCGAAGAUUACGAUUAUGAAACAUGUACGAUAG
This is a messenger RNA of Paecilomyces variotii, 1719 nucleotides long. RefSeq names its product alpha-1,6-mannosyltransferase subunit. Gene Ontology annotation, biological process: protein N-linked glycosylation. The record is from RefSeq and is a predicted model, not a curated record. Gene Ontology annotation, molecular function: alpha-1,6-mannosyltransferase activity. NCBI's taxonomy places the organism in Eukaryota, Fungi, Ascomycota, Eurotiomycetes, Eurotiales, Thermoascaceae. Bases 1 to 1719 code for a protein of 572 amino acids. The transcript has 4 exons. Gene Ontology annotation, cellular component: endoplasmic reticulum membrane.